ACGCGCGAACAGACCUAAUGCUGGAGUAAUUUUUGGGAUAAAUUUAUUUAUGCAUCUACGAAUACAAAUCUUGUAUUGUUUUGAUAAGAUUUUCUAAUAUAUUAGAUAUCGCUGCAACUUUUCGAUAAAUAGCCUGAUUGCAACAUAAUAAUGCAAAUCUAAGACGAAUCGAGCUUUGUAUAUCAAUACAGUAAAGAAAAAUAUACAAGAUGACUUCUAUUAUAAAAUUACACGCUGUUUCUGGGGCGAUGGACGAAUCUCCACCUUGUUACAUAUUACAAGUUGAUGAAUUGAGGAUAUUAUUGGACUGUGGCUGGGAUGAAAACUUUGAUCAGGAUUUCAUUAGAGAAUUAAAAAGACAUGUCAAUCAAAUAGAUGCAGUAUUACUUUCGUACCCCGAUCCAUUACAUUUAGGUGCGUUACCAUAUCUGGUAGGCAAAUGUGGCCUGAAUUGUCCCAUAUAUGCCACCAUUCCUGUUUACAAAAUGGGUCAAAUGUUUAUGUAUGACAUGUACCAGUCCCGUCAUAAUAUGGAAGAUUUUGAUUUAUUUACUCUGGACGAUGUCGAUGCUGCAUUUGAUAAAAUUGUACAGUUGAAAUACAAUCAAAGUAUAUCGAUGAAAGGAAAAGGCUAUGGUGUUACACUGACACCUUUGCCAGCAGGACACAUGAUUGGUGGAACAAUCUGGAAAAUUGUGAAGGUUGGAGAAGAGGACAUAAUAUAUGCUGUUGAUUUCAAUCAUAAAAAGGAACGUCAUUUGAACGGUUGUGAAUUGGAGAGAUUGCAAAGACCAUCAUUGUUGAUAACAGAUGCAUUCAAUGCCACAUAUCAGCAAGCUAGGCGAAGAACAAGAGAUGAGAAGUUGAUGACUAAUAUCUUACAAACAUUGCGAGGUGGCGGCAAUGUAUUAGUUAGUGUAGACACUGCUGGCCGUGUCUUGGAAUUGGCACACAUGUUGGAUCAGCUCUGGCGUAAUAAGGAAUCAGGAUUACUUGCUUAUUCAUUAGCUCUUCUUAAUAAUGUGAGCUAUAACGUUGUAGAAUUUGCAAAAUCGCAAAUCGAAUGGAUGAGUGAUAAGUUAAUGAGAAGCUUUGAAGGCGCACGCAACAAUCCAUUUCAGUUUAAACAUUUGCAACUCUGUCACAGUAUGGUUGAACUAAAUCAAGUUCCAAGUCCAAAGGUAGUCCUUGCAAGCACUCCAGACAUGGAAUGUGGAUUUUCCCGAGAAUUAUUUCUCCAGUGGUGUACUAAUCCACAAAACAGUAUUAUAUUAACAAGUAGAACCUCUCCUGGUACACUUGCUAGAGAUUUAGUGGAAAAAGGAGGAAAUCGAAACAUUAUCCUGGAAGUAAGGAGACGAGUGAAACUCGAAGGUAUUGAACUGGAGGAGUAUCAGAGAAGAGAAAAGCUAAAGCAAGAGCAAAUGAAACAGGAACAAAUGGAAACUGCAGACGUGAGCUCCGAAUCAGAAGAUGAAAUAGAAGUUGGUGGUGCGAGGGGAAAACACGAUUUACUGGUGAAGCAAGAGAGCAAGCCUGGUUUCUUUAAACAAAGUAAAAAGCAAUAUCCCAUGUUUCCAUUUGUGGAGGAGAAGAUCAAAAUAGAUGAAUAUGGAGAAAUUAUAAAACCAGAAGAUUAUAAGAUAGCAGAGACAGCACCUGAAGUGGAGGAUAAUAAGGAAAACAUCGAAACGAAACAGGAAGAAGCCAAUCAUCAUCCAGAAAUAGCCGCAGACAUUCCGACAAAAUGUGUGCAAGUUUCACGUACGAUGACUGUUAAUGCGGCGGUGACUUACAUAGACUUCGAAGGUAGAUCUGACGGAGAGUCCCUGCAAAAGAUUUUAGCACAGUUAAGACCAAGGAGAGUAGUCUUGGUCAGAGGUUCGCCUAAAGAUACCGAGAUUCUAGCUCAACAGGCGCAAAGUGCCGGUGCGAGAGUAUUUAUUCCAGGCAGAGGAGAGACGUUGGACGCCACAACGGAAACACACAUUUAUCAAGUACGUUUGACAGAUGCUCUAGUCAGUGGACUGAAUUUUUCGAAGGGUAAGGGCGAUUCCGAAGUGGCCUGGAUAGAUGCAAUGAUAACAGCGCGAGAUCAAAUUUGUCGAGACGCUGUCGCCGAUACCGAAUCCGAAAACACGAUCAUUGAAAGUGACAAAAUAUUAACUUUGGAACCCUUGCCAUUGAACGAAGUUCCAGGUCAUCAAACAACAUUCAUAAAUGAACUAAAAUUAUCUGACUUCAAACAAGUUUUAAAUAAAAGUAACAUUCCAUCAGAAUUUAGUGGAGGAGUGUUAUGGUGUUGUAAUAACACUAUCGCCGUUCGAAGGCAUGAAGCUGGAAAAGUCAUAUUGGAAGGUUGCUUAUCUGAAGAUUAUUACAAAGUACGAGAACUAUUGUAUGAACAAUAUGCAAUUGUAUAGAUUCUUAUCCAACGUAUGUAUGCAUAUAAGGAGAGACUAUGUAUUUGUAAUAUGUAAGUGGCUCGAAAAAUUAUCCAACAUUAUAUAAUAUAGGAGUUACCAAUAUGAUAAUUUAUGGAUGGAGUCACACUUGAAGAUUAGCCUGAUUUCUUUUCUAAUUUUUAAAUAAAUUAU
Messenger RNA from Nylanderia fulva, 2597 nucleotides. RefSeq names its product cleavage and polyadenylation specificity factor subunit 2 (gene CPSF2). The record is from RefSeq and is a predicted model, not a curated record. Gene Ontology annotation, cellular component: mRNA cleavage and polyadenylation specificity factor complex. NCBI's taxonomy places the organism in Eukaryota, Metazoa, Arthropoda, Insecta, Hymenoptera, Formicidae. Gene Ontology annotation, biological process: mRNA 3'-end processing by stem-loop binding and cleavage. Gene Ontology annotation, molecular function: RNA binding.